Molecule: messenger RNA, 2421 nt
Organism: Drosophila nasuta
Lineage: Eukaryota; Metazoa; Arthropoda; Insecta; Diptera; Drosophilidae
Product: glutactin
Source: RefSeq, a predicted model, not a curated record
UUGGUUGGCGAAUUGGAUUGUGUUCGAUUGAGACGAAGAACUUGAGGCAACUUGACCCCAUUUCCUAGGAGGAGAAGAGCACUCGUCUAAAGUAGAACCGACGGCAGUUGUUGCCAUUGAUCGAGAGACACUUAAUUAUGCCAAAAGAUGUCGAGAAGAAAGUCUUCGUGGUGAACAGAUGCCGAUGUUGAUGAACAGUUGAGCUUGGACAGGCGUUUGGAACGGGUGAAAAACACACACAUCGAAAUGGCAAAACUACGCAGUGUCCUGCUGCUGCUCUUGGUAGCAUUUCUAGCACUUGCUUUCAUUAGCAGUGCAUCUGCCCAGAACAACAAUAACAACAAGAAUAAGAACAAUAAACCACAGAGGCCUAAGCCGGGUUUCAAUCCCAACAGACGUCCCAUUCAACAACAGGGAAAUCGACCACAGAAGCAGCAGAGACCCAAACCACAGACGCAGCAGAAUAAACCCAAUUUAAAUGCUAAUGCCAACAGCAAGGUGUUCACAACUACGUUGCCAACUUUGGGCAAGAUUCGAGGACGCACUGCGUUAACAGACUGGACUGGCAAAAGCAUCAUGCAGUUCUUCGAUAUUCCCUACGGCAAAGCCGAACGCUUCAAGGCAGCUGAGGCUAUUGCUCCUUGGAAGGGCAUUCUGCAGGCGCACAAACAUCACAUUGGCUGCCCCUCGAUUCAGAACCUGGUGAAGUUCGCCAGCCUCGAGGAGAAUGGUGUCGAUAUCGAGGAUUGUCUGCGACUCACAGUCAACACCAAGUCGCUGGAGGGCAAUGCUCCUGUGAUGGUCUAUGUGCACGGUGACUUCUUCUAUGAUGGCGACAGCGUGGAGGCCGCUCCUGGCUAUCUGCUGGAGCACGAUGUGGUUCUCGUUUCGGUUCGUUAUCGUCUGGGUCCCUUUGGGUUCCUCUCCACGCUCAGCGAGGAAAUGCCCGGAAAUGCCGCAGUUACUGAUCUGAUACUCGCCCUCAAAUGGAUUCAGGAGCACAUUGCUGCCUUUGGCGGUGAUCCGGAGCGUGUGACACUCUUUGGCCAAGUGGGCGGUGCUGCUCUCAUUAAUGUGCUCACCUUGAGUCCGGCUGUGCCCAAGGAUCUCUUCCAUCGCGUCAUCUAUCAGUCGGGCACAGCGCUGUCGCCCGCUUUUAUUACGGACUCUCCUUUGGCAUCCACCAAGGAAAUUGCUCGCAUAGCUGGUUGCAAGAGUCUGACCAAAACAGAUUCUCUGCACAGAUGCUUCAAUCGCAUGAACGCCACCAUGUUGCUGGCUGCCUUUAGUGUACAUGGCGAGAAUAAGCCAUCGAUCAGUGCUGGCGCCUACGGUGGCAUUCAAUUGGUCAUUGGCGGACCCUCAGGAAUUCUCCCCGAGCAUCCGGGACGUUUGCUUGCUGCGGAGAACUUCAAGGCGUAUCCCACAUUGGGCGGCAGCGUCAAGCACGGCGGCACCUUCAUGAUGAGAGACAUAUUUGUGGAAAACUUGAACGAGAGCACCUCGAAUGCCAAAAUGACGGGAGCCAAAUACAUUGAUACAAUCAUCGAGCAGAUCAACGGAGACGAUCCCACCGGCUCUUGGCGGGAGUUUGCCGAGGAAUACAUCUUCAGCGAGGCGGACAUCAAGAACGGCAGCUUCAAGCGCCUGACACCUGGACUGAUCGAUCUCUGUAGCACGAUUGCUCUAAAGAAUCCCGUGUUGCUUGUGCUGCAAGCGAAUGCCAAGAAGCUGCCGAACAACACCUUCCUCUACACUUUCGACUACGAAGGAGAGUUGAAUCGGUAUGCCACCAGCGAUGAUGAGGCUGUCGAUGUGCCCUUCGACAUGGGCGUCAGUCUCACCGAUGAGAAUCUCUAUCUCUUCCCCUGGCCACGCGUUCACAUGAUCAAUGCCAAUCGCGAUGUGAAGAUUGCCAAGCGAUUGGUCGCCCUCUGGACCUCCUUUGCAGCCGAUGGCAUCCCUAGGGCCGAGGGAGUGCCCGCUUGGCCAUCGUUGAGUGACGAGACUGGUCCCUACAUGCACAUCGGACGCACUGUCACCUUCGGGGAGAACUAUCUUGAUGAGUACAGCAUUGCUGUGCAGGAGGUGAAGCAGGGUUACAGCCUCAUCAAUGAUGAUUACUACGAACUAGAGGCUGUGCUGCGCGAUGCUUUCGAUAGGCGAGAGAAGAAUCCCUCUAAACUGAACGUAGAGGAGGAAGAGGAGGAUGACGAGCAAGAAGAUGAGGAGGAGGAGGCAGCUGAUAACGAGGCGCGUGGUCAGAAUUUGGUAUUCAUUGCCAAACGACGCAACUACAAACCUGCCAAGGUAUUAAGUGUCCAACAGUGAAGUGAGAAAUGAAAAUAUGGAGAGCGCUUUUUGUGGAUUCCCAAUUCCCAAUUAAAAUCUGGACUGUUCGCCCAGCCACAUCACUCGUAA